AGCCACUUUGUGUCGAGAGGCGCCAGGUGCUCUUACGAUAAACUACCAUACAGCCGUAUCGCUCGCGCGAUCAGUUCCCGCGCACUGCCCAGCGAUGAGCAAGUUGAAGCUCACCGGCGAGAAGGUCUGCAACAGCGACCCCAAGCAUCCAGAGGUCCCUUUGCACGAUCUGGGGUGCAAGGUGUGCAUCUGCGGUGGUGGUGGCUUCAUCGGCUCGUGGCUCGGAAAGGCAUUGAAGGAGCUCGGCUACCACGUGAUCGUGGCCGACUGGAAGCAUAACGAGUACUUCAAGCAGGAGGAGUAUUGCCACGAAUUCAGAUUGCUGGACCUGCGUAAGUUGGAGAACUGCAUCGAGGCCACUAAGGGUUGCACCCACGUCUAUGCGCUUGCCGCGGACAUGGGCGGCAUGGGCUUCAUCGAAUCCAACCAGUCCGUGCUGCUAUACAACAACACGAUGGUAAGCUUCAACUGCCUGGAGUCGGCCCGUGUCAAUGGAGCAAAGCGUUUCUUCUACUCAUCCACCGCUUGCGUAUACAACGAGGAUAGGCAACUUGACGUUACGGAUCCGAAAUUGAAGGAGGAGUACGCGUGGCCUGCCAAGCCUCAGGACUCAUACGGGCUCGAGAAGCUGUACGCCGAGGAGAUGGCUCUGACGUACGGCAAGGACUUUGGUAUCGCAUCGCGCAUCGCCAGGUUCCACAAUAUCUACGGCCCGAACGGCACGUGGCAGGGCGGCCGAGAGAAGGCGCCGGCCGCCUUCUGCAGAAAGGCGAUCACGAGCACAGUCGAGUUCGAGAUGUGGGGUGACGGCAUCCAGACGAGGAGCUUCGUCUUCGUGGAGGACUGCGUGGAGGGAGUGAUCCGGAUCAUGAUGUCCGACUGCGACGUUCCGCUGAACCUUGGUACCGAGGAGAUGAUCAGCAUGAACGACUUCGCGAAGCUCGUCAUGUCCUUCGAGAGCAAGGACCUGCCCAUCAAGCACAUCCCCGGGCCGCAGGGCGUCCGCGGAAGGAACUCGGACAACACGCUGAUCAGGGAGAAGAUCGGCUGGGAGGCGUCGACCCCCCUGGCGGUGGGCAUCAAGACUACGUACUUCUGGAUCAAGGAUCGGAGAACAACAGGUGGAAAAGAUGAAGGCGGCUGGCAAAGACACGGGCACCCUCAGCCAGUCCAAGAUCGUGGUGCAGGACACCGCCGUGCUCGACGGCGUGCUGGAGAAGGGCUUCGUCAGGGCCGCCGACGGCACCGAGAAGACCACGCUGGACGCCUCCGUGUGCUGCAACAACUCGAAGCUCGAGAGGUAGAUCGUGUGACGGCCAACGCCUAGCGUGCGACGCGGCGAGUCGGCCGUGGCGCUUGACGCGUUGUGAUGGUGGUGGUGGUGUUGGUGGGGUCCAGUUGCCUCGUGGUCUAUUGUUCGGAUCCGCGCGGAGGAACACCCAGUAUGACCAUGGGUAUGAUGAUGAUGAGGAGGAGACCUCGGCGCAUCCAUGCGCCAAGUUGACCACGGCAAUCCCAGCAACAGCCGGCUGCAGCUCUUGAUGCUGCAGUGCCCGCGGUGCGGGGGACGCCGUUGAUUGAAGCCAGGCUGCACGACGCGGUUCCUCGAAAGGAUGCAGUGGUUCGAGGCCUGAGUCUAUCAGAUCUUGGGCGGUAGAGUCUGAGCUGUCGAUUAGGAGGGCCUGUCAGGGUAUUGAUAUUUUCCAGCGCGGUUGUGUUCAGCCGCUCGCGUCCCUGGCACAGUGCGCAGGUUGGUCUUUUGCAGUGCCACGCGUUCGUGCAUCGCCAGAGCAAUUGCCUCC
Messenger RNA from Prorocentrum cordatum, 1802 nucleotides. The record is from the annotation of a GenBank genome assembly. NCBI's taxonomy places the organism in Eukaryota, Dinophyceae, Prorocentrales, Prorocentraceae.